AUGCUUGAUGAUAAACACACCUUGUCAGCUACAUCUAUUAGUUUGCUUAUAUUACAAGAACUAAAGCUCAUGCGACAAGACAUGAAAGAUGGAUUGACAAAAUUAAGACAAGCUAAUUGUAACAAGUGUAAAGGCAAUGGAAAAGUAGGGAACAAUAAUGAUGGAGUUGCAUUUACAUUGCCGGUAGUUGCAACACAUGAGAAGUCAGGUGAAGAGAAUCCAAUCAACCACAUAGAAAGUGCAUUGGAUUCUCAUAAACCAUCAAAAAAACUUGAACACAACAGCUGUAAAAAUCCCCCAAACGCCACGCCGAGCGAUAGAUUAGAAUUGGCUCGUACUUCCAUUAAUGAAGAGAAAUUAAAAGGAAUGAGUUUGAGAAAUUCUGCAUUGAAAAUUGAGGAACCUUCAGGAGAAUAUUCUGAUGAACAAGCUUCAUUAAGUAAAGCUCAAUCUUCUGAACUUAGUGAUCUUCAAAUAACCUGUGUGUAUGGGAACUUUAACCCCAACAUUAGUAAUUCUACGGAUGAUAUAAAUACCGAUAUCUCUACAACUGAUACAGAUAGUAAUGGUAUGGAUACUUCUAUAGCAAGUUCUAAUACAAAAUCUAUUCCUAAUGCGAGCACAGAAUUAAAGACAGGGUAUAAUGCUGUAGUUGCAUUUACAUUGCCAGUAGUUGCAACACAUGAGAAGUCAAGUAAAGAGAAUCCAAUCAACCACAUAGAAAGUGCAUUGGAUUCUCAUAAACCAUCAAAAGAACUUGAACACAACAACUGUAAAAUUCCCCCAAACGCCACGCCGAGCGAUAGAUUAGAAUUGGCUCGUACUUCCAUUAAUGAAGAGAAAUUAAAAGGAAUGAGUUUGCUAGAAAAUUCUGCAUUGAAAAUUGAAAAACCUUCAAGAGAAUAUUCUGAUAUAAGACCUGCAUUAUUAAGUGAAGCCCAACCUUCUGAACUUAGUGAUCUUCAAAUUGGCUGUGUGUAUGGGAACCUUUAUCCUAGCGCAAGUGUUGGAACAACAUGUUCUAAUGCUAAUUCUAUUUCCAAUGCGAACAGAGAUACAAACAUAGAUCAUGAUACUGUAGUUGCAUUACCAGUAGUUGCGGCAGAAAGGAAACACAAUGGUUUUAAUGAAGUUGUGAAAAAAGAUAAUAUUCAUGAUCACCAAAAUACAGCAAGAGCUACAGAAAACGUGCAAUCACAUUUUAGACCAGUUUGCCCAAAUCCCAUCACACAACAGGAUGUAUUAUCUUGGCAAUAUUAUUAUAAUCAUUUUCAUGCAAAAACACAGACGGGAGAUUUUAGAAAUGACAAUACUGCAAUAACAGGCAAGCGUAAGAAAUUAUGGCAUACGUGCAAACAUUGUGGAAGGAAUUUCGAUUCCUAUUAUAAAAAGCAGCAACAUGUUGCAUUAGCACACCAGCCGAAAGUUGUGUGUUCUUACUGUAACCAAGUUUUUGUUCAUAAACAACACAUGAUAAUCCACGUGCGUCGAAAACACACCGGUGAAAAACCAUUCUCGUGUAAGGUUUGUGGCAAAAAGUUUCCUUGUCGUGGAGAUCGCAAUCAACAUGUUAAAACUUGUGUGCCAGUACCAGUGAAUGAAUAUAUGUAAAGUUUUGUG
Messenger RNA from Ciona intestinalis (vase tunicate), 1620 nucleotides. NCBI's taxonomy places the organism in Eukaryota, Metazoa, Chordata, Ascidiacea, Phlebobranchia, Cionidae. The record is from RefSeq and is a predicted model, not a curated record.